This is a messenger RNA of Drosophila grimshawi, 1534 nucleotides long. RefSeq lists its product as uncharacterized. NCBI's taxonomy places the organism in Eukaryota, Metazoa, Arthropoda, Insecta, Diptera, Drosophilidae. The record is from RefSeq and is a predicted model, not a curated record. Bases 26 to 1450 code for a protein of 474 amino acids. The transcript has 4 exons.
UUGUGCGGCAAAGAAGAACGCUGUUAUGCGUCGUUCCCAGGCGCCAUCAGUGCGCAGAGCAGCUAAAAUGGGCGCCACUGCUUGUGAAUUGAAUGUGGAGAAAAAAGUUUACGCGCCCUCGGAAAUGCAGUGGGGCACAGCUGGAUGCCUCAAACAUUUCAGGCCACGCAAGUACGAUGAAGGUGAGAAUCCGCUGAAGGACAAACGCAUCUUUCUCAUCCUCUGGCGCAAGCAGACCAACAAAAAACAUAAAACCUGGACAGGCAAUGGAACGCUGGAGGUGACUGCAGCUAAAGCAAUUUUAAAAGACGAAAUCGGCAAGGUGCUGGACGUUCUGACUAGCCUGAAGCCGGAGAAAUUGGAAAUAGAUGCGUUGUUAGAAUUCGGCCUGAAGGAUGUCGAAAUCCAGGAGGAGCUCAGCACCGUCGAGCAAUGCACCGCUCAAAGGAAAGAAGAAAUUGAGAAUUGGUAUCGCCAGCAGGAGGAAUCUGAUGGUCUGCUCCCCUCCUCUGCCAGCAAAUGUCAACGACCGAUGAAUAUGUUAAAGAAGCCAAAGCUGUCCCCUGAAUCUAAAUCCCUCAAAGAAAGCUCCAGCUGCAGCAUCCAGGAAGUUGCUCCUCUUUGCAGGUUAAACGAAUAUAUUUGCAUGCUGGCACCAGCAGAACUCCAAUAUCAGACGUUGCACUUGCUGGCAGAUCAUUGCCAAGAUUUAUGCACGGAAUUACCCGCUGAAUCAGCGCAUAUUGUUGGAAUAGCAGAACAAAUUUGUGAUCAUCCGGUUCUCCUCAAGCACAUGUUGAGCGAUCCACUCGUGUCGGAGUUGCUCCUGCCGCAUUUACCGCCCUGGCAGGAAAUGGGUCUAUAUGACUCGGCCAAGUUUGAGUUUGUGCAUCUAUUGUUGGACAAUUUGGUUGUGGAACACAAAGAGAAAUGUGUCAUUGUGGCAAACAGUCAGAUGUGCUUGGACAUCAUCAAAGGUUAUUGUCAAUGCUGGCAAAUAGCCCACAUUCAACUUGAAGACCAAAUACAGGCAGCUAUAUUCAAUACGCCCAGCAUGGAGGCUGCCAAGGAGCCAAUGGUUGCCGUAAUCUUAACUAGCGUGUUGCCAGCAGUCCGCUUGAGCUGCUGUAAACAUGUGAUACUCUAUAAUUAUAGGGGAAGAGAGGAGGCGAUGAGAUUACUGGCAACUGAUGGUAAUGCACAAAUGUACACGUUAAUCACAGCUGACUGUUUGGAGGAGCGUCAGUUUCAAAAAGAACUCGGCCUAGUCGAUUGCACGGAUUCACUUAAUCUGCAUGUGAAUGCCACACACGAGCUACUUGCAGCUCGACAAAAUACUCUUGUAACUUGGAACCAAUGGCAGCCACCAUUUAGCGAAGCAUUUUUAAAGGAAACAUUUUACUGUGAUGAAUUGCCCAAUCUAAGUUUCGUCUUCAGCAAGCAGAGUUAAAUUCGUUGCAAUUUGGGCAACUUUAUUUUGUUUAUUUAUUUAAAUUAUACUUAUUUUUGGUUAAGACAAAAUGGCAAGUGUUUC